This is a messenger RNA of Somion occarium, 2299 nucleotides long. The record is from the annotation of a GenBank genome assembly. NCBI's taxonomy places the organism in Eukaryota, Fungi, Basidiomycota, Agaricomycetes, Polyporales, Cerrenaceae.
UCGAUCCUACGUAUAAUGCACUCUCUGGCGAGUUGCGUGUCGCCAACGACGUCCACUCAUAUAGAGACUCACAAAGAUUUUGCCGACAUUUGCAACAUCACAGAUGACGAGGUAGUUGAACGCUAUGAGAGCUCCCCUCACAUUCGGAAUGUUGCACGCUUGGGCAGUCUGGCAGCACCCAUACGCAUGAUUACGCCUCACAUCGUCGCCAAGACGGGGAUUGAAAUGACAGAGUGGGAACCGCAAACAAUGCAGGUCGUUCGUGAUCAGACUACUAUUCCUGUCCCGGAGGUUUUGCGCGUGGUCAAGAACAAACGUUAUAUUUACCUUCUCAUGGAACAUAUUCCGGGAAGGACUUUGGAAGAAUGUUGGGAUGAAUUAAGUUUGUGGAGGAAGAUCUGGAUUGCGUGGAAGCUACGCUCAUACAUCCGUCAACUCCGACGUAUCCGUUUACCUCAAAUCGACGCGCAGGUACCCGGGCCACUUACAGAAGAUCUGUCUCACCCUAAACAGUGUGCGAACCCAAUAUUCGGCGAAUAUGAAGUAGGACCAUUCCCUUCCUUUUCAUCCAUGGUUCGAUGGUUCAACGAACGACUUGUGGUUGCCUAUCGUUUCGAUCCUGUUCCUAAUGAACAACCUGAACCACUCAAGGCCAGAGGACCGCUUGUUUUAACCCAUGGCGACCUCGUUCCUCGUAACAUCAUUCUCGGUGAUGAUGGUCGACUGUGGAUCAUCGAUUGGGGAUCCUCAGGCGUUUAUCCUAUCUGGUUCGAAUAUGCGGCUAUGAUGCGCAGUGCGAACAGACCAUACAACGGUCUCAAAAGGGCUUCUCUAUCUUGGUUCAGGAUAAUCCGUUUCGCUACCGGCGCGUAUGAUACCGAGUACGAGUUUACUGAACGAAUCGCCUUUGCUGUGACUACCUUUGCCUUUGUGCCUGUUUCUGAGGCUUUGAAAUGAGUACAUAUCUAUUUGUUAUUCAGCGACAUUGCUAUCGUUCACAUGCCAGCCACAAUUCGAACUAGUUUGGACUUGGACUUUGGACUGACAAAAACCCGACUGGUCCAGUUUGAAAUGACCGGCCAACAGUCAUCCUCAAAACUUCUAACAGUUCUGUUGAUGUCAAGGUUACCCGGCCGCGAUAGUUGACCUUCUCCAAGUGUUUUCAAUAUGUCUUCCACAGCUAAAGACACGUCGGCACCUGACCAGGGCACUAACGGUAUCAUCUUGUUCCAGGGCUUUUUGCAAUACCUUUGCCAAGGCAUCGUCUUUGCGCAGGCCGUAAAGUUUUGGAAGCGAUCCGCCAGUGAUACGGUCUACUUGCGCGCCUUCGUGGCUUUACUCCUAGCUCUUGCUACGUUACAGACAGCAAUAGCAUCAUAUAAGGUAUGGAUUAUGACAGUAGAACAGAGACACUGGUGGACAAGUCACCUCUAUAAUACGGAUUUUCUCGUCAAUGGCCUGAUUUGCACAGUAUGUGAGACCUAUCUGAUACGCAGGUGCUGGAAGUUCAGUCAACGGAACAUAUGGGUUCUUGUUGCACUUGGAAGUCUCGCGCUGUGUGCCUUUAUCGCAAAUAUAUACCUGGCGGUCAGGAUUGGUUGCUCUAUUGGUAUGGCACCUCAGUACAGCGAUCCCUUACGAGUAAGUAUUUGGGCGUUCCCGUUCUGGGUCUAUGUUUCAUUAGCUCUGGAUCUUGCAACAACCUCGAUUCUGUCCAUAUAUCUGUGGAAAUCUCGGACGGGCUACUGCUAUCUGGACAAGACACUCCGAAAUAUUAUUGGCAUUACAUGGGAGUCAGCCGCCCUCCCCUGUGUUUUCAUGAUCAUAUCGGCUAGUCUUUUCUUCUCUGGCCGAAAUUCUAAAGAAGUCCGACACCUGGAUAUUUUCUUCAUCCUCAGUACAGCCAAAUUCCACACCCACGGUCUCCUUCGGACUCUGAACUCACGCAUCAAAUUCCGCGAGAGCUUUCAGCAUCAUGAAGACGUCGCACGACAAUCUUUGGGUUCAUGGUUGUCGAACGCAGAGACUGUUGUCGAGAGUGACGAGACACGAAGUAUCCGAACGCUUGAAGAAAACGAACCUUCGAGAGGUUCGAGGAAGAAAUCGGAUGUUGCUGAAGUGUCCGACAACAGUGUAGCAUCUGCGGCGAUGCGCCUUGGAACAAAUGCUUCUGAGAUGAUAUCCUCAUCGCCAGAAAUGGAUACACGGGAGCGGGGUAUCACCGUGCGGGACACGGAUUUCAUCAUAGUGCAUUGAGUCUACAUUUAUACGGGCUUUUCUAAAUACACAAUACUCAUUC